Molecule: messenger RNA, 1855 nt
Organism: Cimex lectularius (bed bug)
Lineage: Eukaryota; Metazoa; Arthropoda; Insecta; Hemiptera; Cimicidae
Gene: CSN1b
Product: COP9 signalosome complex subunit 1
Exons: 9
Coding region: 351-1796 (481 amino acids)
Cellular component (GO): COP9 signalosome
Source: RefSeq, a predicted model, not a curated record
CGGUUUAAAGUGUAAUUAAGAAUUUAAAAUAAUAUGUAUUUAAUUCACUUUAGCCGUCUUUUUAGUAUGAAAGUUUUAGAUUUAUCCGGAUUUUACGGUUUUUAUUUUGUCGAGGCCAGCAUCACUGGUUCGCCCGUUUGAACAGAGGUUACAUUCGAAUCGAGACCUCAAGUUGCUAAGUUUAAUUUAUAAAAAAAAAAUUGAUUUGAUAGUUGUUAUUUAUAUUAAACAAGUAAUUUAUUCUAGUCAGGGGGAAAAAUUAUCGAAAGGGGGGGCCGGUUAAAUGAGGUUUUCCGUCCCAGGAUCAUAUUUCGUCUCGACUUUUUAGCCGUUUGCGUCGGUGUUUUUGUAUGGCAUCGAUGCAGCCAGUUCCGAUCUACAUGAACGCUAUUGAACCGAUGCAGGUGGACGCGCCGCCUGAGGACAACGACAACACUGAAGAAGACCCCUACUUGGUGGAAAACCCGACAUUAGAUUUAGAUGUCUAUGCUAAUAGUUAUACAGGGCUUGCAAGGUUGUACAGAUUGAUGUACAUUGCAGAUCAUUGUCCUACUUUGAGGAUCGAAGCAUUGAAAAUGGCAAUCUCAUAUGUUAUGAACACAUACAAUGUAAAUCUAUAUCAGCAGUUGCAUAAAAAGUUACAACAGUGUGUAUCGUCGAUGUCACUUCCGGACGUUGCCGGAGGAGGGCCGUUGGACGUGCCGACGUUGGAUGCGCUCUGGGUGGACAACAAAGCAAAAAAGGCAGCUCUGAAGCUUGAAAAGCUUGAUACAGAUUUGAAAAAUUAUAAAAGCAACUCGAUCAAAGAAAGCAUCCGACGUGGCAACGAUGAUCUUGGUGAUCACCAUCUUGAUUCGGGAGACCUCAGCAACGCUCUCAAAUGUUACUCGAGGGCACGAGAUUAUUGCACUUCUGGGAAACAUGUUGUUAACAUGUGUCUCAAUGUUAUUAAAGUAAGCGUUUAUUUACAAAAUUGGUCUCAUGUUUUAAGCUAUGUUAGCAAAGCAGAAUCGACACCAGAUUUUUCUGAUUCCCAGAGCAAGGAGAGCAACCAGUUGAUAAUAGGCAAGCUUAAAUGUGCAGCGGGGCUUGCAGAGCUAGCGACGAAAAAAUACAAACUAGCUGCUAAACAAUUUCUCCAGGCGAAUCUCGACCACUCCGAAUUCCCCGAGCUGCUUUCGCCCAACAACAUAGCUGUCUACGGUGGCCUCUGCGCUCUAGCAACGUUUGACAGGGCAGACCUCCAGAGACACGUCAUAUUUAGCAGCUCGUUCAAACUCUUCCUUGAGCUCGAACCGCAGCUUAGGGACAUUAUAUUUAAAUUCUACGAAUCGAAGUACGCUACAUGCCUCAAGCUUUUGGAUGACAUAAAGGACAAUUUAUACCUGGAUAUGUAUUUAGCUCCUCAUGUCAAUACGCUAUAUUCCCAAAUUAGAAAUCGAGCAUUAAUCCAGUAUUUCAGCCCGUAUCAAUCUGCUGAGAUGGGAAAGAUGGCGAACGCGUUCAAUACAACUGUUGCGGCCCUUGAAGACGAGUUGAUGCAGCUGAUACUCGACGGCCAAAUUCAGGCCAGGAUAGACUCUCACAACAAGAUACUCUACGCAAAAGACAUGGACCAGAGGAGUGGGACGUUCGAAAAGGCAUUACAAAUGGGCAAGGAAUACCAGAGGCGGACACGUAUGCUCAUACUCAGGGCUGCUCUGCUCAAAGCCCACAUCUCAGUCAAAAUUCCGCAGAGAGAAGCAGGACAAGGAGCAGGGGAAAUGUCAGUGGCGCCAGCAAGCUCUAGACCAUAGCACUCGUUUAAUCAUCACAAAUAAAUAAAUGUACAUUUCACUUCGUAUGCAAAAAUUUA